Molecule: messenger RNA, 2250 nt
Organism: Epinephelus fuscoguttatus (brown-marbled grouper)
Lineage: Eukaryota; Metazoa; Chordata; Actinopteri; Perciformes; Serranidae
Gene: mppe1
Product: metallophosphoesterase 1
Exons: 9
Coding region: 307-1491 (394 amino acids)
Biological process (GO): endoplasmic reticulum to Golgi vesicle-mediated transport; GPI anchor biosynthetic process
Cellular component (GO): endoplasmic reticulum-Golgi intermediate compartment
Molecular function (GO): phosphoric diester hydrolase activity
Source: RefSeq, a predicted model, not a curated record
CAUUUCCAGCUUGACUGUUAGAGCUCAGAUGAGAUUUGGUUGCGAAACAGCGGCAGGCUGCUGCUCCUCUCGCCUGUCUCUCCAGCACCAGAGGACAUUUUUAACUUUUCCUCCCAUAUUUUGAAUCCCCGGGACCUGACGGAGCUUUUUCAUUGUGUACCCGGCGCAGCCUCAGAGCAACUUGCCAUGAGCAUCACACGGCUGGAGACCUAAACAGUCGGGUCUGGAAGAGAAGAUGCCUCAUGGACCGCUCCAUCACCGCCAGUGCGCCAGUUCAGGGCAUCCCAAACGCCGAAUAACAAAGAAAUGCCGAGGUUUAGCGCCAGAUGGAUGGUUGCGGUGCUGCUGAUUCUCCUGGUCGGCGGCGCUUUCUUCUUCUGCGAGUAUCUCAUUUACUUCCCGACCAUCCUCAAGUGCGCCUGGCCGAAGAUCAGCCAUGCACGGGGCGGAGAGGGCAUCGACGGCCGGCCGAUGGACUCAACAGUCCGCGCUAUGGUGCUGUCGGACACCCACCUCCUCGGAGCCGUCGGGGGACACUGGUUCGACAAGCUGAGGAGGGAAUGGCAGAUGGAGAGGGCUUUCCAGACCGCUCUGUGGCUGCUCAGGCCCGAAAUAGUCUUUAUUCUCGGGGAUAUCUUCGACGAAGGCAAGUGGAGCUCGCAGAAGCACUGGGAGGACGACGUGCGCCGCUUCCACAGGAUGUUCAGGCACUCCACUGACACAGAACUGGUUGUGCUGGUUGGAAAUCACGACAUCGGUUUCCAUUACGAGAUGGACUGGUUCAAGCUGCAGCGCUUUGAGAAGGUCUUCAACGCUUCCUCCACCCGCAUCGUCACCAAAAAGGGAGUCAAUUUUCUUCUGGUGAAUAGCGUGGCCCUGCAUGGCGACGGGUGUCCCAUCUGCCAGUCGGUGGAGAAGGAGCUGAUCAAACUCUCCAGAGACCUCAACUGUUCUCUUCAGAAUUCGCAGUCCGGCAGCGGAGCGGCGGACAGCUGUGAGGGCUCGCAGCUCUAUCCUCCCACACCCCCCAUCAUGUUACAGCACUAUCCUCUGUACAGAGUGAGCGAUGCCAGCUGCACAGGACUGGAUGCUGCACCGCCUGAAGAGCGACACCUGCUGUUCAGAGAGAAAUAUGACGUGUUGUCUAAGGAGGCCUCACAGAGACUGCUGCAGUGGUUUAAGCCCCGCCUCAUCCUGAGUGGACACACCCACAGCGGAUGUGAGGUUCUCCAUGACAACAAGUACCCAGAAAUCAGCGUGCCGUCCUUCAGCUGGAGGAACAGAAACAACCCCAGCUUCAUCCUGGCGUCGGUGUCACCCGGCAAUUACGCUUUGUCCAAGUGUUUCCUGCCGGAGGAGAGCACGGUGAUCGGCGUGUACUGCUCAGCUGGCGCCUGCAUGCUGCUGCUGUUCCUGGCUCACUGUCUGUGGAUGAAAGGCCUGCUGCAGUGCCUCAGCCUCUGCCUGCUGGGGAAGCACAAGUCUCUGUGAACUACGUUACCCACAGUGCACCAGGACAGAGCCAUGAGAGUAGAGUACACCGGACUUGGUAAAUACUUGAUGUGAGGAUUUGCAGAUGUGACGUUCCUCUUCUGAACAGGUCCAAAAAAUCUGUUCGUGAAAACUUCGAUUUGUUUGUCCAAAUGUUUCACGGCACUGUGAAGGACACGAAUAUAUGUUUUAGAUGUCUGACAAGGACUCAAAGUUUAUCACUUUUUAUUGCCUGUGAUGACAGAGCAUACAUGGGGCCAAAUUGUUACAAAUAAUCUCUGGUGUUUGUUUACCUUCCCUGGGAGUGCCAGACGGGUGGAGCACAAAUGUGAAGCUUUUCAAUCACAGCAAAGAGAAGUAACCGUCACUGACUUUACAACAGUUUCCUUUGACCGGCAGGAGUGUUAGCAAGUACACACACAUGGCAUUAAGUAAGACAAAUCAAACAAAGAGUACAUAUGUAAAUAGAAACUGUCCCUGGUCUGAUUUAAGGUGGUAAAGUCAGAUGUUGCUUUAUGUCUCUCCACUCUGAUGUUAACUGUGAUCUGAUGUAAACACAUUCGUCAUCUCACCCUGAACACCGUUUGUUUCUGUUGUUGACGUCCGAUCAUCCAUCCAGGUUCCUCGUUGUUUUUAUGAUGCAUAUGUGAAUAUAUUUAUUGCUGACUUUCUGUGCCAAAUGUUUGUGAGGGUUUUUGCCAAAUUGUUGAAACAUUUCUGAUGAGCUGUACAUAAUAAAUCAGAAUCUUAAGAAAGAGA